AUGGACUUUGAAAGUCCUGACGUGGAAAAAGAUUUUCCAGGAUUAUACGCCUCCGAAACCGGACGAAAAAGCAAUGAAAGUGACUUUAGUGAUGGUGCGGAUCAUGAAAAACCAAGUAAGAAGGAUUUAUUGGGACGGCGUAAAGAUAAAAAAGAGUCCAAGAAAGAUCGGGGAUAUGCAGCAUUAGAAGGUGAAAGCUCUCCAGAAGAGGACACUGACACCAAGAGUCCAUCAAAGUCAAAAAAGACAAAAUCUUUCAAAUUCCCUUCUAAAAACAAGGAAAAGCGUGAGAAAUCACGAGAUAAGGAAAAGGUUCUGGAGGAUUCUGCUAAACAAAAAGAGUUGAAUGAAAAAGAGAAGAAAAAGGAAAAAGAAAGGGAAAAGGAGCGUGAGAGGGAGAAGAAGGAAAAAGAAAAACGUGAAAAGUUAAGAGAAAAAGAUAAAGAAAAGGAGGAAAAGGCAAAGUUCAAACUAGAAUCGAAAGAGAAGCUGAAGGAUGAUAAGAAAGAGAAGACUAAGGAGAAGGAGAAAGAAAAAGUCAAAGAAAAAGACAAGGAGAAAGUGAAAGACAAGGAAAAGGAUAAAAAGGAUAAGAAAAUUACUAAAGUGCCGUCAACAGUGACGUCGGGAGUGCCUUUUGAGGAGAUUUUCACUUUAGGAGUCGCUCUCCCCAUAUUCGGAGUGCCUCUCCAGCAGUCGGUCGAGCGUUCGAGGUGCCACGAUGACACGAGGCUGCCGUUGGUUGUGCGCGAUAGCAUCGACUUCCUCCAGGCGCACGGCUUGAAGUCCACUCAGAUCUACCGCUCAGAUCCGGACAAGAUAAAGCUCCAGCAACUCCGCAAACUGUUCACGGACCGAGGACCCACUUUCCCCUACCAUUGGGACGUGCCAGUCGCCUGCGCCAUGCUCAAAGCGUUCAUCAGCGAGCUGCCGGACUCCAUCCUCACUCAGGAGCUGCACAGCCAGUUCGAGCAGGCGGCCGCGAUAGCCGAGCCCCAGCGCGAAGCCGCCCUGGUGGCCCUCAUCGCCAAGCUGCCCAAUUGCAACAGGACCCUACUGGCGUGGCUGAUGCGACACUUCGCUAGCGUGGUCGCCAACGAACAGGUUAACGAGGCAAACGUGCAGACGAUCGCAAACGCGAUGGGCCCCGCCCUCAACAUGUCGCUCAAUCUACUCGCCUAUCUCAUCACUAAAGCGGAAAAACUAUUCCCGGACGUCACUCUCGCGAAGUACGUGCCGCCGCUGCUGACGCUGAGCGGCGAGCUCGGCGGCGACUCGGCCGCGCUGAGCGCCGAGCUGCGCAAGCAGGAGUCGCUGCUGAGCCAGAUCCAUGCGGAGAUGCACGCCGGCUUCAUAAGCGCCGCGAGGGACCAGCGCCUGUGGGAGGCGCAGCGCAUCGUCACGCAGCUCAAGCGGAAAUUGCGGUCAGUGCAAAAGUCCACGGAGCCCACCGUCCUGGCGCAGCAGCCGUCGCUCGACGAGAAGCCCGAAGAGGAGGUCUCCCAAACGAACUCACAAACGCACUCGCAAACGCAAUCGCAAACGCACCCACAAACGAACUCGCAAACGAACUCACAAACGAACUCCCGAGCGAACGACGCACUUCAGGCGGACACGGAACCCGCCAUAACGCCAUCGGUGGACGCCUUCCACGACGGCAAGCUGUCACCGGGUGACAACACGUUUCCCGUCGAGUUUGAGGACAACUUCGGCGCCCAGGCCGAGCCGAAUGUCCGGACGGUAACUCCAGAACCGGACAAGCCGAAGCUCACCGAGAAGGAGCUAAUGGUGCUGCGACUGGAGCUCGAGAACGCCGAGUAUCUGCAGCUCAAGUCGCUGCUUCAAGCGAAGAUAAACUCGGAGCAGUUCGAGAUUGUGAAGCUUAGGAGCCACGUGGCGUUGAAGAGCAAACAAGAGGGCGCGCAAGUCGCUAGGGAACAGAGGGAACUCCCCUCGGCGGAGGAGCACGAACUGAAGCAAAGGCUGCUGAAAGAGAACGCGCUACUGGAGCAGAAGAGACUGAGUCUCGUCAACCAGAUAUUCCAGGAGAGGGUCGCCUGCGUCCAGCUCAAGAUUGAGCUCGCGAUGAAGGAGAUACUGUCCAAAUCG
Molecule: messenger RNA, 2109 nt
Organism: Iphiclides podalirius (scarce swallowtail)
Lineage: Eukaryota; Metazoa; Arthropoda; Insecta; Lepidoptera; Papilionidae
Source: the annotation of a GenBank genome assembly